Molecule: messenger RNA, 999 nt
Organism: Cryptococcus wingfieldii CBS 7118
Lineage: Eukaryota; Fungi; Basidiomycota; Tremellomycetes; Tremellales; Cryptococcaceae
Exons: 6
Coding region: 1-999 (332 amino acids)
Source: RefSeq, a predicted model, not a curated record
AUGUACCGCAAACUCAAGAUUGCCGGACUCAUCCUCGCCAUGUUCCUGUUCGUAUCAUACCACCGUCUUCGAUGCUCAAUAUCGGAACCAUCAGAGCCGCCCCAGCGAAGAGACGUCAAGCUGGAUUUCAAGACUGCUGAGGUUUGGGUGUUUGAAGAAAGCGUCCAUGAUGAAGUCAAUGGCGCCAUAGCAGUGGGGCUUCAGGCUGCCAAAGUAAUGCCCACCUUUGCUUGCCACUUUCGGCAUGAGUUUUCGAACAUUUUGUCAUCUAUCGUGAAGGAAGAACCUACGGUCGUCAGACCCAACGGGCCUGAUUUCCACAAAGCGCUUGCUGAAGACUCCAUUGACAAUGUCAUUUUGACCACUUGUCUCAGCUCGUUGCAACGACACAAAACAGCAAUCUAUGCCUCCACUGCCCAUGUCGUCUGCCUGAUACACCAUUCCAGCCCCCACGUCUACCACGAGCUCAAACCCUUGAUGGAGCCCCUGGCAGAGCAAGGCCGUCUAUCGAUAGUGGUGCUUGGCGAGCAUGUCCGGGAGAGGAUACAAGGGGAUCUCAACAUCUGGACCGAGAACAUGGAGAGUACUGUGUGGGAGAGUGUUCCUGUGGAAGUCAUGCUCCCUAUAUUCGACUACCCUUCUUCGUCUGACAGACCAGAACCCGCCAUUUUUCCCAGUCGAGCCAUCGUUCAAGGCAACAUUGAGCCCGGAAGAAGAAAUUACGAGAAGCUGCUGUCAGACCUUCGAAAUUCUUUCCUGAAAUCACCUGCUAUGUGGGGAUGGUAUGGAUUAGAAGGAUCCCCUCUUCGUCCUCUCCUUGACAGCUCGCCCUUCACCUUACACCUAGUCGGCCAGAUCAAUCAACAACAUCCCGUCGUCAUCCCAGUAGAGCUCCGAGAUGUCGUGCAAAUACAUUACGACCUUCCAUACCCUGAAUUCUAUCAGCUUAUAUCCGAAGCUGCGAGUCUGACAACUCUUCUCACCACUGGCAAGCACUGA